UCAGGGGAAUAAAGAGAAAUGACUUAAGAGAUGGAAAGGUUAAAAAGUUAGGAAAUGAGAGAUGGCCAUUGGUUCAUAGCCUGCAGUGAAAUUACUGUGUGAUCUGAUACUCUUACACGGCAGAUGAGGUUGAGCUGGGUCACUGCUUGGAUGGGAGACCUCAAAAGAAAUCCUAGGCCUUGGUUACACUGGACAGUUGCAGCACUGGUGGUGGCUUUACAGCGCUGCAACUUACUCACCGUCCACACUUGCAAGGCACAUACAGCGCUGUAUCUUCCUGGCUACAGCGCUGCAUGUACUCCACCUCUGCCUGGGGAAUAAUGACUGCAGCGCUGGUGAUGCAGCGCUGCUCCGCCAGUGUGGCCACCAAAAGCGCUGUUAUAGGCCUCCAGAGGUAUUCAGAGAUAUCCCAGAAUGCCUGCUCAGCCACUCUGCUCAUCAGUUCAAACUCUACUGCCCUGGCCUCAGGUGACCCGUCCUUUAAAUGCCCCGGGAAUUUUAAAAAUCCCCUUCUUGUUUGCUCAGCCAGGUGUGGAGUGCAGUCAGUGAAUCUUUCCAGGUGACCAUGCCUCCACGCGCCAAACGAGCCCCAGCAGGGAGCAAUGGCAAGUUGCUGGACUUCAUCAGUGUUUGGAGUGAGGAAGCUGUGCAGUCCCAGCUGUGCUCCAGCUGUAGGAAUUACGAUACCUAUGGGCAGAUAUCAAGGGCCAUGCUGGAAAGGGGCCAUGACCAGGAUGCGGUGCAGUGCAGGAUUAAAGUGAAGGAGCUGCGGAGUGCCUAUUGCAAAGCCCGUGAGGGAAACCGCCACUCUGGUGCUGCCCCCACGACCUGCCAUUCUUACAAAGAGCUGGACGCGAUACUUGGGGGUGACCCCACCGCCAAGGACCACAAUGGACACUUCAGAGCGGGGGGGGGAGAGGUGGAGGAGGAAGAGAGGGAGGAGGAAACCGAGAGUGAGGGUACUGGGGGGGAGACACCCCGGAGUCCCAGGAGGCAUGCAGCCAGGAGCUCUUCUCAAGCCAGGAGAAAGGUAGCCAGUCGCAGCAGCUGGUACUUGGUGAAGGACAAGCAGAGGAGCGGGUUCCCGCAACCUUGAGUUCUCAGCUGCCCGUGUUAACAGCAGCUCAAAGACUCCAAAACCUGCGGAAGAAGUCGCGAAAAAGCAAAGACGACCUGCUGCAAACAGUUAUGGAUCACUCUGCCAGAGAGAAUAAAAAACUGCAGGACUGGAGGAAAAGAGAAAGCAGGAUCUGCCAGAGAAAUACAGCGGCCAGGAAGAAAAGUAUAAAGCAGCUGAUAAG
Messenger RNA from Gopherus flavomarginatus (Mexican gopher tortoise), 1301 nucleotides. RefSeq names its product zinc finger and SCAN domain-containing protein 29-like. NCBI's taxonomy places the organism in Eukaryota, Metazoa, Chordata, Testudines, Testudinidae. The transcript has 2 exons. The record is from RefSeq and is a predicted model, not a curated record. Bases 566 to 1096 code for a protein of 176 amino acids.